Messenger RNA from Scutellospora calospora, 502 nucleotides. The record is from the annotation of a GenBank genome assembly. Lineage: Eukaryota; Fungi; Glomeromycota; Glomeromycetes; Diversisporales; Gigasporaceae.
CGAUCUCAUCUCAUCUGAAGUUCAGGCUGCUUUACCUAAAGGUCACACCAUCAGACCUUUAUCCAGUAAAGACUAUGAAAAAGGUUUUCUUCAACUCUUAACAGUGCUCACUGUUGUUGGGGACAUUUCUAAAGCGCAGUUUCUUGAGCGAUUCCAUUAUUUGAAAGCUCAUAAUCAUGAGUAUUUUACUCUUGUAAUCGUUUCUCCUGAGGAUCGAAUCAUAGGUGCUGGGACUAUAUUUAUUGAACGAAAGUUUAUUCGUAAUACCGGAUUGGUUGGACACAUAGAAGACAUUGUUGUUGAUGAAAAGCAGCAAGGAAAGAAACUUGGUCUCAGAAUUAUCCAAGCUCUUAAAUAUAUCGGUAUGAAAACUGGUUGUUACAAAGUUAUCUUGGAUUGUGAUGAAAAGAAUGUGCCUUUCUAUCAAAAAUGCGGUUUUACUCGAAAAGGAUGUGAGAUGGCAUGGUAUACCGCAGACGAUUCACCAAAAGCCAAAUUGUAA